AUGACUUUCAUAGCCAAAACCUUUUAUGACCUGUGUGCUACCACGCUGGAAGGGGAUUCGAUAGAUUUUAAUGUCUAUCGAGGACGAGUGGUACUUAUUGAAAAUGUAGCCUCGCUAUGAGGCACCACCACGAGGGACUACAGCCAGCUCAACGAGCUCCAGAGGAGAUACCCGCACCGGCUGGUGGUCCUGGCCUUUCCCUGUAACCAGUUUGGCUAUCAGGAAAACUGCACAAAUGCAGAGAUCCCAAGCUCCCUAAAGCAUGUACGACCAGGUGGAGGGUAUGAACCCGCCUUCACUAUUUUUCAGAAGUGUGACGUGAAUGGUUCCAACACACAUCCUGUCUUUGCAUACCUGAAAGACAAGCUUCCAUAUCCUGAUGAUGACCCAGUCUCCCUUAUGCAGGACCCCAAGUUCUUGGUAUGGAGCCCCAUCAGUCGGACGGAUAUCUCGUGGAAUUUUGAGAAGUUCCUGAUUGGCCCAGAGGGCGAGCCCUUUAAAAGAUACAGCAAAAAUUUCCAGACCACUGGCAUAGAACCCGACAUCCAGAGGUUACUUCGGCUGACUAAGAACUAGUCUCAUGUAAACUCGGCAUCAAAAUGUAUUUCAUCUGAAUGUGGGCACCACUAUGUACAGCCUCCUUUACCUUCUCUUAUUUUACUUAAUGACGUGAUGCUCUAAACUUAUCAAGGGAGUAUCAGCUGAGACACUGUAAAUAUAAAAGAUGUGUAGAGGAUGCUUGCAAAGAUGUGUGGAAUGUAUGAU
Messenger RNA from Trichomycterus rosablanca, 765 nucleotides. It is a transcript of the gene gpx2, whose product is annotated as glutathione peroxidase 2. Gene Ontology annotation, molecular function: glutathione peroxidase activity. Gene Ontology annotation, biological process: response to oxidative stress. Lineage: Eukaryota; Metazoa; Chordata; Actinopteri; Siluriformes; Trichomycteridae. The transcript is spliced from 2 exons. The record is from RefSeq and is a predicted model, not a curated record.